Molecule: messenger RNA, 2601 nt
Organism: Liolophura sinensis
Lineage: Eukaryota; Metazoa; Mollusca; Polyplacophora; Chitonida; Chitonidae
Product: protein FAM151A-like
Exons: 5
Coding region: 119-1675 (518 amino acids)
Source: RefSeq, a predicted model, not a curated record
AGGCAACAAAACCGCCAUGGCGGAGGCGUUUCAGCUCGAAAUAUUUGUGGACACCUAAAGACGACACAAGAUUCAUCUUGGAAUGCGAUAUAUUUAAUUAUAUAGCCUAACAGGAGCGAUGGAAGACAGAACUGUUUCAGGACCUUUGAACUCUGUGACAGCGUUCCUUAAAAGCCUGAAUGUGACUGACGGUUUGGAGAUCGCAUGGUACCAUGACACUGGAUCACGUGAUCAACUUGAAGAAUCUUUGAAAGGAAACAUGUAUCAUAUGUUUAUCACCAUUGUAUCAAUCCGCCACGAAUCGGGCAGUGAUGUGGUGUACGCCGGAAGUAGUGGUGCGGGCCUAUUUCGUCUGUCGGAUUGGCUGGACACAGUACUUUCAUAUUCCUGGAAAGGCGCAUUGAUAGAGCUCCAAACGGAUGAUCAGGUAGAACAAGUGUUAACGUUACUACAGUCGAGGAAAAAUCAGGCCAAACAAUCAAUCUGGUUCAAGCUGAAGGUUUCAUCGACUGAUGGGGAAUCCAACACACCAGUCGAUUUCGAAAAUUUUGCAGAGAAGGUUGCUGUCCUAUAUCCUGACGCUCAGGUAUCUGUGGAAUGGGUGUCAGACAGUUGUUGUGAGGAAGGAUACAACAAAACGGUCGUACGACAAAUGUGGACACGCCUUCAGCGUCUCAGUCAGCCAAUCAAUAUUGUCGCCUCUGCAAAGGUUGUCGACAAUUCCUGGUCGAACUUAAAAUGGCUGCUGGACAGGUCCACUAACACCACGAUGACAGUAACCACGGGAGCAAAUUCGGAGGCCUGUCCCAGUUUUGACCUGCUCAAUGUUAGAAAUGAUUUUAUUAAGACUAGAAUAUUUUUUGAUAUUGGUCAGGGUGGAUGUCUAAGUGAGUUUAAGAAGCUUGCUCAUACCGCGGGCAGUGCUCUUCAUCACUUUGACGUCGACUUAGAUGCCUCCAGAAUCACGUGGGGACACGGAGUGAACAGUCAAGAGAAGCUGAAGAAAGCCCUACGUAAGGGCGUGAUGUUUUUGGAGGCUGACAUUCUGCUCCGAGGUCAGGGGACAGACACACAGACGGACAUUCCAGUCAUGGCUCAUGACCCUCCCGCCACUGAUAGUGACAUCACCUUAAGUGAAUGGUUGGACAUAGUCGCCCAGACCGACAGGGGGAUGAAACUCGACUUCAAGAGUAUCGAGUCUGUAAUCCCAUCGCUACGCAUCCUGAACAGUAAACGGGAACUUCUUCAUCAACCCGUCUGGCUCAACUCGGACGUUCUCCUGGGACCAAACACCAACAAAGUUCCUGUGAAUGCCACAGCGUUUCUUCAAGCGGUCAACGAAUACUUCCCCGAAGCCACGUUAUCACUGGGCUGGACAACAGGCUGGACAAACACGGCAGCUGAUGUCGGGUACAGCGAGGAGAUGGUUCGUGCCAUGAAUGACUUGUGCCAGACUUUGUCUCAACCAGUCACCUUCCCAGUCCGAGCGGCGGCCGCCAAGAGGUCGUGGUGCCAGCUCCAGUGGUUGGUGGAGCAGUCCCACCGAUACAGCAUCACGGUAUGGUCAGGAUCGCAGGAUGUGAUGCAGCAGGAUGAAAUGAACUAUGUACGUCGUCACUCCCAAAAGUCCAAAGUUUACUUUGACGUUCCUGGUCACCUCAUGCCUGAUGUGUAAGAAGCAGGGUCACCAACGACAAGGUUGUUGCAGUAGACCUAUAAUUGCAUGGUGUUAAUUUCUCUCAUUUGGAAACCCGGACAUUGGAUGACUUGGGUAAUGUGGUAUUAAAACCAAUUAUUUUCUAUUAUUCUAUUACACGAUUAAGACAUUUGUUUGUGGAAAAGAAAAUAUUUUAUUAGCAAGCUGACCUCGACUAUAAUCAUCCUAAACAGUUUCACCGAUGGGUGAGCCGAUCACCAUCUAACUCCGUCAUCAGUCGCAGGCAUGAAAUAGACUGGAAUACAUAAAAGUUAUUUCAAAAUUCAAAACAUUUUAUGACAUCAUAUAAUAGACCAAUGGCGAGCUUCUAAAAAUUUUAAGCGAUUAUAAUGUAUGCUUAAAACUUUACAGAACUAUUAUCUCUCUACAUGCUUAUCACAUUUUUAGAAGGCUUCGCUCAAAAUGGCCGCCAAAUUAUGUAGCCUAGAAAAACAAACAUCAAAACCCUAAAAGACAACAUGCGCGAGAAUGUUGCAACCAAAUUUCAAAUAGGUGCAGUUUGCUAGUUUGCUAGAAAAACCACCAAAAAUCACUGCUUGAAAGAAUUUUUAACUGUCUGAGGGAAAACAAUCAGCUUCCAGCUUUUAGUUUCGAAAAUCGAUUAGGCACCAGUACCAAUAAUGGAAAUGAUCUGGUGAUAUUACGAAAGGUUGAUAUGAUUACACGACACUUGGGCUCUGUCUUUGGAUCUGCGUGGAGAUUAAAAGACAUAUACCCUCAAAAAACGUUGUUUUAGUUUCUUGAAGUCUACUAUGCAGAUCAAAGACAUUAUUUUAAUUUGUUCUGUACGGGAUACUCAUUCAGGUUUUUCCUCCUCCGGACCUUAAUCUGUACAUUGCAUUUCCCCGUACCGUGGCAUUAUGUGUCUAUACUUGUUUACUAAU